UCCAGGCCUCUGCACAAGUGGACCUUUGGGAGAAUAAUAGAAACACUGACUCAUCACAUGACCAUUUGGAAGGGUCACAAGCCAGAGGCCUCCUUUCUACAGCCAACAACAACUUGGAUCCUCCGCCCUCAGCGGAGGGUCCCUUUUGUUAUGGAGAAGCCACAGGCCACAGAAGCGGGGAAGAAACACGGAGGAACUAUAUAUAACCAGGGGAUAUGCCUAAACUAGUUCUUGAAGAUGAAUAAUAUUAAGUCAGAUGCUGUCAGAGUUCAAACUCUGAGAAGCCUCAAGGUCUAACAAACCAAAAGCCAAGAAAAAGAAAGCAAACAGCAAGCAAAAGAAGCAAACUGAUGGUAAGAGGAGCAAGACGCCGGCUGGGCCCCCACGUCUGCCUCUCAGGCUUCGGGAGUGGCUGCUGCCCUGGCUGGGCACCCUCCAUGGGCAGUGGGCACUGUACCCUUCCCCUCUGCUCCUUUGGCUGUGGGAGUGGCAUCUGCAUUGCUCCCAAUGUCUGUUCCUGCCAGGAUGGAGAGCAAGGAGCCACCUGCCCAGAAGUCCAUGGACCCUGUGGCGAGUAUGGCUGUGACCUUACCUGUAACCAUGGCGGCUGUCAGGAGGUGGCCCGAGUGUGCCCUGUGGGCUUCUCCAUGACAGAGACAGCUGUCGGCAUCAGGUGUACAGACAUUGAUGAAUGCUUAAGCUCCUCUUGCGAGGGCCAGUGCGUGAACACGGAAGGCGGGUUUGUGUGUGAGUGUGGGCCAGGCAUGCAGCUGGCUGCCGACCGCCACAGCUGCCAAGACACUGACGAAUGCCUUGGGACCCCCUGUCAGCAGAGAUGCAAAAACAGCGUAGGCAGCUACAGGUGUUCCUGUAGACCUGGCUUCCAUCUCCAUGGCAACCAGCAUUCCUGUGUAGAUGUAAACGAGUGUCGGAGGCCACUGGAAAGGCGAGUCUGUCACCACUCCUGCCAUAACACCGUGGGCAGCUUCUUGUGUACAUGCCGACCUGGCUUCAGGCUCCGAGCUGACCGCGUGUCCUGUGAAGCUUUUUCGAAAGCCGCUCUAGCCCCAUCGGCCAUCCUGCAGCCCCUGCAGCACCCACCCAAGAUGCUUCUGCUGCUUCCAGAGGCAGGCCGGCCUGCCCUCUUUCCUGGACACAGUCCCCCUUCUGGGGCUCCGGGGCCCCGAACUGGGGUCAGGACCACCAGUCUGCCUUCUCCCACCCCUGUACCAUUCACGUCCUUGUCCUCUGCCCCAACUCAGCUGCCGGCCACCCUGGUGCCUAUCCCUAUACCUAGUGCCUCCCUCCCGGGGACCCUCGGGCCUCCCUCACAACUACAGGAGGUGACCCCGUCCUUGCCCAGGGGCCUAGCAGCCACACAGAUGGCACCAAGGUCCUCUGCCUGCUGGCACCUGGGAGCCAUGUAUGAAUCAGGGAGCCACUGGACAGAGCCUGGAUGUUUCCAGUGCUGGUGCCAGAAUGGGGAGGUGACCUGUGAAAAGGUGACGUGUGAAGCUGCUUGCUCCCACCCGAUUCCCUCUGAAGAUGGGGGGUGCUGUCCGUCGUGUGCAGGCUGUUUUCAUAGUGGCGUCAUUCGAGCCGAAGGGGACGUGUUUUCCCCUCCCAACGAGAACUGCACUGUCUGUGUCUGCCUGGCAGGAAAUGUGUCCUGCAUCUCCCCAGAGUGUCCUCCGGGCCCCUGUCAGACCUCCCUGAAGUCAGAUUGCUGUACUUGUGUUCCAGUUAUUUGGAGAGUCCCCUCCCUUUUUUUGGUGAGAUGCUAUUUCCACGGCCGGUGGUAUGCAGACGGAGCUGUGUUCAGUGGGGGUGGUGACAAGUGUACCACCUGUGUCUGCCAGAAUGGGGAGGUGGAAUGUUCCUUCACACCAUGUCCAGAACUGGACUGCCCCCGCGAGGAGUGGUGGCUGGGCCCUGGACAGUGCUGUUUUACCUGCCGGGAGUCCACACCCAUGACAGGCUGCUCUCUCGAUGACAACGGGGUUGAGUUUCCGAUUGGACAGAUCUGGUCUCCUGGUGACCCCUGUGAGUUAUGCAUCUGCCAGGCAGAUGGCUCAGUGAGCUGUAAGAGGACAGACUGCGUGGACUCUUGCCCUCACCCAAUUCGGAUCCCUGGACAGUGUUGCCCGGACUGUUCUGCAGGCUGUACCUACACGGGCAGAAUCUUCUACAACAACCAGACGUUCCCGUCAGUGCAGGACCCGUGUCUAAGCUGCAUUUGUCUGCUGGGCUCAGUGGCCUGCUCCCCCGUGGACUGCCCCAUCACCUGCACCUACCCCUUCCACCCUGACGGAGAGUGCUGCCCGGUGUGCAGAGAUUGCAACUAUGAGGGAAGGAAGGUAGUGAAUGGCCAGUUGUUCACCUUGGACGAUGAGCCCUGUACCCAGUGCACGUGCCAGCUGGGAGAGGUGAGCUGUGAGAAGGUCCCCUGCCAACUGGCCUGCUUGGACCCCUCUGAGCCCCCUGGGGACUGCUGCUCCUCCUGCCCAGAUUCCCUGGAAAGAAAGGCAGUGGAGGUGGGCAAAGCAGCUCGGAGCCCCCGUGGAGAUGCAGAGGCCCCGGUCAACUGUAGCUCGUGCCCGGGCACCCCAGCAGCGUUGGCUCAGAAGCCAGUGUUUCGUGUCCUCCAACUUCUCAGGACGAACCUGUCUGACGCACAGACUUCACCCAUGAGCCCCUCAGGAGCCCACACCUCACCCUCAUCCCCUUUGGGACCCAGGGGCACAUUCCCAGGGGACCCUGGGGCCUCCCAGCCCUCACUAGGGCCUUUGAUCCCUCCACGAGCCUCCAGUCUACCUCCAGUCUCUCCUAGGGCUCCUGGGCCUCCUCCUGUUACUCCAGAGCCCUCAUCCUCCUUCUCUGGGGCCCAGACACUGACCAGAAGGCCUUCUUCACCUGCUGUUGUCCUGACUGAAGCUUCAGUCCAUUCCAUGAGGGCCCCCAGCCCCUCAGAGACCCCUGCCAUUCUCCUCAGGCCUCGCAGACUCUCUCCUGCCACUGCCAGACUCUCUGCAGCCCUUGUAGCCUCGGCCACCUCCAGCCCUCAGUGGACUGCUGCGGGGACCUCACGGGAGGAGGAGUCCCCCAGCUAAGCAGCCUCCAGAUCAGGACUCUGCGUGGGACACGCCGGACAGAGAAAACUGCCAGCGGUCCUGGGGCUGGUAGGGAGGCUCUGGGGCAUGGCUGGUAGAGACCAGGGGGCUCGCUUCUGCAUGGCCCCAUGCAGCCUUGUCCCCAAGAAGCAUUUGGAAUGUGCUGUGAGAAGAGGCAAUCGGCCCUCUCCACGAUCAGGAUCCUCCUUGGACACUGCGGCCAGCCUUUGGAAGAAGGUCUGGGCCACUGAGGAUCCUGCUCAAGAGGAGGAGAGCCUGAGAGGACCCAGGAUUCCCCUGGGCUUGUGCCACCAGCCAUCAUGUGUCCCUCCCUGAGGUUCCCUGAUUAAAGGCUGUC
This is a messenger RNA of Nyctereutes procyonoides (raccoon dog), 3468 nucleotides long. RefSeq names its product von Willebrand factor C and EGF domains (gene VWCE). Gene Ontology annotation, cellular component: cytoplasm. The record is from RefSeq and is a predicted model, not a curated record. Gene Ontology annotation, molecular function: protein binding; calcium ion binding. NCBI's taxonomy places the organism in Eukaryota, Metazoa, Chordata, Mammalia, Carnivora, Canidae. The coding region runs from base 351 to 3110 and encodes 919 amino acids. Gene Ontology annotation, biological process: cellular response to virus. The transcript has 21 exons.